Messenger RNA from Punica granatum (pomegranate), 845 nucleotides. The record is from RefSeq and is a predicted model, not a curated record. Lineage: Eukaryota; Viridiplantae; Streptophyta; Magnoliopsida; Myrtales; Lythraceae.
ACCUCAAUCCUCCAUAGACAGACCCAAAAAAAACAAAAAAAAAAAAGAAGACAAAUCUUGUCUUUUCGAUUGUCAAAAUCAGAGAUCUCUCUCGUUCUUGUUACUGAGUUAGGUCUCUGAUUUUUCACGUUUCUCCAGUCAGUGGUUAUUUCUUAGUUCUUGGAGAUAUUAAUUUUGUGAUCUCUAAGGCUUCAUUUGUUGGAAGACAACAUGGCCAAUUCAGCAUCUGGAAUGGCCGUGCACGACGACUGCAAGCUCAAGUUCUUGGAGCUAAAAGCAAAGAGAAACUUCAGGUUUAUCGUGUUCAAGAUCGAUGAGAAGAUCCAGCAGGUGGCCAUAGAGAAGCUCGGGGAUCCCAAUGAGACCUACGACGACUUCACAGCCAGUCUACCUGCCGACGAAUGCCGGUAUGCGGUGUAUGACUUUGACUUCACCACGGAAGAGAACUGUCAGAAGAGCAAGAUCUUCUUCGUCGCCUGGUCACCAGACACGGCAAGGGUGAGGAGCAAGAUGCUCUACGCGAGCUCCAAGGACCGGUUCAAGAGAGAGUUGGACGGUAUCCAGAUCGAGCUACAGGCGACGGAUCCGAGCGAGAUGAGCAUGGACAUCAUUAAAGCUCGAGCAAUCUGAGACUACAUAUGAAUUUGGAUUGAGUUAAUGUUGUUUUAUCACUUUUCAAUUUCUAGAAUUUGUUUUUGUUGUGUCCCCCCUCCCUCCUUUUUGUGUUUUUGGGCGGUUUGUUUGCUUCCCUUGUAAGUUGUAACUUUCGAUUGGAUUUUGAUCGAUCGAAUGUGACAUAAUCAUCAUUCUCGACUUCUCUUGCAAUCACAAGAGAAUUUUCGACA